CGCUGUCCCCCAGACAUGGUAGGUCACCUCCAGCUGCAAGGGAUGGACGAGAGCCUGAAGGAGAAGAGCCGGGAAGGCUUGCUGGACAGUCCGGACUCGGGGCUGCCCCCCAGCCCCAGCCCCCCCUUCUACUCCCUGUCGCCCGGUGAGGGUCGAGCAGGGGGCAGCGGCGGUGCGGAACCCCCGGCCCCGGGCCACCGGCGAGAAGCCAAGGACGGCAAAGUGAUGCCUUAUCUGCUUCUGAACCCGUCCAUGCCAGAGAUAAGGCCUCGAAUGUACCCGGUGUUUUUUGGAGAAAGCAUUGAGGUCAACCCUGAGCCCGUGCAGGAAAUCAGGUGCAAUUCCGAGGUGAAGUACGACUCGGAGAAGCACUAUCGGGAUGACAUCUUCUACGGCCCCAUCCCCACCGUCACCACCUACAGCGAGACCAUCAUCGCCGCUCCCAACUGCACCUGGCGGAACUACAAGUCCCAGCUGAUCUUCGAGCCCCGCCAGAAGCCGGUGAGGUUUCAGAGCACGACCAUCAUUUUCCCUAAGCGUGCCAAGAACAUUUACCGGACCACCCUCAACUACAGCUUGGGUUGUGCCAAGCGCUGGUUUGCUUCCAGCGUGCAGCUGGAACUCUGUGAGGAAACCAAGCCGUGCUCGCUCGUGGCAACUGAAUAUUCAUGGCUGGAGAACAGCUCUCGGGUGAGGCUGAACUGGCUGGGAGGAGGCUUGCAGGGCACAGGAUGGUUUUGAUCAGUGAGAGGCUGGCUUGUAUUUUGCGACGUUCCUGACAUUCGCGAUCUGGAUUUUAUUUUUGGGUUUGUUUUUUUUUUAACCCUGGGUGUAUCUAUUUUUGGCUUGUGUUUAGAUGAAGUCAAGAUGACAAAGGACCCUGUUACCCAUAGCACAAUGAUGCCUUAUGAGCUCUGAGGGUCUCGUCUAGUACAUAGGUGAGAGUCACUGAAAGCUUCAGAGCUAUUUUGGUCUCUGCAAAGGGAAGACCAACUGCAGAGUCAGCGUCUGGUCAGCCCAGCACACACCAGGCCAGAUCUCUUUCAGAGCUGACACACAGAGGAGGAGGUUAUUUGUACCAGUACAUCACAGCUUGCUCCAACAGCUCAUCUGAGUGAGAGCUGCCCUAUUACAGCAGCUCAGUCACCCCACUUCCUGAGAGAAGUGGAGGCUGUCACAAGAAAAAGAGGAUUUAAACAAGUCCUCCAGCUCUUGCUAGCAGCUGGAUGUUUGUAUACCAUAGAAGGCGCAGCA
Molecule: messenger RNA, 1254 nt
Organism: Cinclus cinclus
Lineage: Eukaryota; Metazoa; Chordata; Aves; Passeriformes; Cinclidae
Gene: RFLNA
Product: refilin A
Exons: 4
Coding region: 16-741 (241 amino acids)
Biological process (GO): skeletal system morphogenesis; negative regulation of chondrocyte development; negative regulation of bone mineralization involved in bone maturation
Cellular component (GO): actin filament bundle
Molecular function (GO): filamin binding
Source: RefSeq, a predicted model, not a curated record